This is a messenger RNA of Arabidopsis lyrata subsp. lyrata, 1657 nucleotides long. RefSeq names its product phosphatidylinositol 4-phosphate 5-kinase 4. Bases 188 to 1405 code for a protein of 405 amino acids. The record is from RefSeq and is a predicted model, not a curated record. The transcript has 3 exons. Lineage: Eukaryota; Viridiplantae; Streptophyta; Magnoliopsida; Brassicales; Brassicaceae.
CAUUUCGAAAAUUGAAAAUUUGCCCUUUCUUCACCUAAACAAAAUAAAGAUUCAAUUUUUAAAAUUUUGUGUCUUUAAAAAAAAAAUUAAAAACAAGAGUUCAACGCCGGAGAUGUGGCCGGAGAAAUCGAGACAUACGGUGGUGAUUCGAAUUUCGCGGUAUCGUAGAGCUCAAAAGUGAAAAAAAAUGGAUAGCCAGAAAGGUCCGGCGAAGCUGACGAGGACGAAGUCUUCUCUUCUCCGUUCAUUGCCGUCCGUACGAUCAUCAAUUCAUAGCCUUUCUUCAAUCUCAGAGGACGAAGAAAGUCUUUCUGAAGAGAAACCGAGAAGAAAACCGCUUCGUAAAACCAGGUCCGGUUUAAUCCGGUUUAGCUCAAUCAUGCUUCUUCUCUCUCUACUCUUCUUCUUCUUCUACUUAGGUCGAGAAGAGAUUCCCACCUCAGAGAAUCUUCUGAUAGCUUUAAUUUUCAUCGUCGUUACGCUUUUCUUAGCCUCCAAGAACAAAACCCUAAUCAACCAAAUCAUCACAACGGUUAAACAACCGUCAAAUCGUAACCACUCAUCAAAGCCGGUUCAAUGGUUCAUCGGCGAAUCAAGAACCGAAACCCACAUCAAGAAACUCCCUAGAGAAACAGUUGAGUAUUACAAUAAUAGCGAUUUCUACGAAGGAGAGUUUCACAAAGGUAAGUGUAAUGGAAGUGGAAUUUACUAUUACUUCAUGAAAGGUAAAUAUGAAGGUGAUUGGAUUGAUGGAAGAUACGAUGGGUUUGGGAUUGAGAGUUGGGCUAGAGGAAGUAAGUACAAGGGACAAUAUAAACAAGGAUCAAGACAUGGACAUGGUGUUUACAGGUUUUACACUGGAGAUUCUUAUUCUGGAGAAUGGUGUAACGGACAGAGUCAUGGUGUUGGUGUUCAGACAUGUGCUGAUGGUAGCUGUUACGUUGGAGAGUUCAAAUUUGGUGUCAAACAUGGCCUUGGCCGUUACCAUUUUAGAAAUGGAGAUACUUAUUCGGGUGAGUAUUUUGGAGACAAAAUGCACGGUUUUGGAGUAUACCACUUUGCGAAUGGACAUUGUUACGAAGGGGCUUGGCACGAGGGUCGUAAACAAGGCUACGGAAUGUAUACAUUUAGGAAUAGUGUCACUAAAUGUGGUGAAUGGGAUAGUGGACACCUUAAGACCCCUGUAGCUCCUCCUCUCACAGGCUCUAUUCUUAAAGCAGUUCAGGCUGCGAGGGAGAGAGCAGAGAAAGCGAUAAAACAGAGGCGAGUGGAUGAGAGAGUGAACAAGGCCGAAAUGGCAGCAAACAGAGCGGCAACAGCGGCAAGAGUAGCCGCUAUAAAGGCAGUUCAAUACCAAAUCGAUGGUACACUUUGCGACUUGGAGGCGAGAGAAUUAGCAGUCUAAACACUCUUGAUUGUAGCUAUUAUUGGGAGUUUGUGUAACUUCUCAAAUCCACCCUGACUUGCAAACAAAGAGUAUUUGCUCGUCGGAGGUUAGCUCUUAACUUUGCUUUUUACCACCUUGCAACUUGUAUAUAUACUCAUGAAUGCACAAUUAGAUCCACUUUCCUGGAUUAAUUACUAUAUCAAUUAAAGAGAAGAGAAUGGAACAGUGAACUUUAAAGUAAUGAAAUAAAAGUUAGUAGAUCUAUUGACA